This is a messenger RNA of Histoplasma capsulatum G186AR, 609 nucleotides long. RefSeq lists its product as uncharacterized. The transcript is spliced from 3 exons. The coding region runs from base 1 to 609 and encodes 202 amino acids. NCBI's taxonomy places the organism in Eukaryota, Fungi, Ascomycota, Eurotiomycetes, Onygenales, Ajellomycetaceae. The record is from RefSeq and is a predicted model, not a curated record.
AUGAACAAAAAAAUGAUGAAUCAAGACUUAGAAGAUGAGCUCGCUCCAAAGCGUCAUGGAGCUGUCGCGCCUGAGACAGACACAGGCAUGACAGAAAAGGGUGACGACCGGCAACUGCAAGCCGCGUCGCUGCUAGAGACAGCGCUAGCCAAGUUCCGUCGGGAUGUGUUGGCGUACCACACUGCGACGAGGCUGGAGGGAGGGAAGCUCCAGCUAUACUGCCAUAUCACAGGCUGGUGGGCAGGGAGCGUCAAAACAACGCAUCUUGUCCCGAGGGGGGUGAAAGGGAAUGAACUGGCGUACCUUUUUGGAGAUGGGGAGGUUGCAGCCUUGGAGGAUCGGAAAAACGGUGAGCUGGACACUAUCCGGAUCACGCUACAUGCAAAAAUUGAAGAUGCCAAGGAUGCCCGAGUAAUUGCUAUAAUACCGAGCCUACCGGUAGAAAAAGCACAAACUCCAACACAAUGGAGAUGCGUCCUGACAAAGGAGUCAUACCGGGAUCGCAUUUUCAGUCGCGACUUGGUAGGGCAUGCUUCACGAUGGAAUGUAGGUGCAUUCUCGCGCUUGCCUCCUCGUACAAUCGGUCAUACCGGUCCAUUCUGUCGCUGA